Messenger RNA from Rotaria socialis, 933 nucleotides. NCBI's taxonomy places the organism in Eukaryota, Metazoa, Rotifera, Eurotatoria, Philodinida, Philodinidae. The record is from the annotation of a GenBank genome assembly.
AUGUCUCGACCUAGAUUUCUCUCUUGUUUAUUAGGAGUCUAUGAAAAUUUAAUCAGUCAUCAUGAUGAUAAAAUGAUUAUAUUAGUACAUUGGUGUUUUCUUAACAAGUAUUUCUGCGUCAUCGAAGAUGGCAAAGAAAAAGAUAUAUUUACGUUCAAGAGAGAUGAUCCUAGUGGAAUAGUAAUUGAUUAUAAAAAGGAUGAUCUUUUCAUUACCACGAAGCAUUCUUUUUCCGGAGCUCAAUACACGGUCGAACUCUCAACAACAGGAAGCCAAUUUCACGCAUCGUUUAGUAUUAAAAAAACAAAAGUUGUGAACGAAAAUGGUCAAUUCGCUGAUAAUAUUAAUUAUUUAAUUGCUAAUAUCAAUUCAAAAAUCGAUGGUGCUCUUACUCGUUUAAAGGUUCAAAAUAAUGGGCGUAAUCCUGCAAAAAAAUUUGAUCCAAACGUGUAUUUCGAGAUAUCGGCCAACAAUAUUCCAAUUGGUCGAAUUAUAUUCAAACUAUUUGAUGCUGUUGUACCAAAGACCACAGCCAAUUUUCGAGCAUUGUGCACAGGUGAAAAAGGUUUUGGUUAUAAGGGAUGUCGAUUUCAUCGUGUAAUUCCUCAAUUUAUGGUUCAAGGUGGUGAUAUAACCAAUCACGACGGUACGGGCGGUAAAAGUAUUUAUCCUGAAUUUUAUUUUGCUGAUGAAAAUUUCAAAUUGCAACACACAAAACCCGGUGUUUUAUCAAUGGCUAAUUGUGGCCCAAACACGAAUCGUUCUCAGUUCUUUAUUACUGCUGUUCCAACACCGUGGCUCGAUGGAAAAUCUGUUGUGUUUGGUGAAGUGGUGCAAGGAAUGGAUGUUGUUCAAAGAAUCGAAAGUUAUGGCACAAACUCGGGUACUCCAAACGCCGAUGUCGUCAUUACAACAUGUGGCAUUAUUCAAUAA